AUGGUAUUCCGUGUCACAGACAUCAGACAGAGCCACCCUCGCGAUGAACAGUCAUAUUUCACGUACGAAGUCAAGGCAGAUGGGCUACGUGAUCUCUCAAUAAAAACAAAGGAGAAGCUCAAGGAGUUUUGGCCGGAACGACACAUACGGACGGAGGUAUUCCUUGUCCGUCCGUGGAACCGUGAUUUCCUCAAGCUGCCUGCGUUGGCAGACGAAACGCAGAGCGUUGAGGAUGCAUCCGAUCCCCAGUCUGCAUUGCCAGAUCUGUCCGGCGGGUUUCCUGGAGAAAAAGGAACGAUUGAUCUAGAUUCUUACUCACAAGCGUUGCGAUUGAUUGUUCGCCUUCAGCAGCAAUUCAAUGCUUUGUUGCUAUAUGAGCAGCAGAUCGGAGAAUAUAAGAGGACCGCAUCGGAUCGUGAUAUCAUUGCGCACGUUACAGAAAUGCAGAACAUGAUGGACGUGAGGACACUAGAGAUAUUGUAG
Molecule: messenger RNA, 483 nt
Organism: Suillus discolor
Lineage: Eukaryota; Fungi; Basidiomycota; Agaricomycetes; Boletales; Suillaceae
Exons: 1
Coding region: 1-483 (160 amino acids)
Source: RefSeq, a predicted model, not a curated record